UUACUUUCUCUCUCUCUCUCUCGCUCACUCUCUUUCACGGUUGGCUGAAAACUCUGCAAGAAUAUCCGGCAAAAUGUCUGAACUGCAAAAUGCAAUGGCCUCGCUCAUAGCAGUCUUCCACAAGUACUCUGGGAAGGAAGGGGACCCACUGACCCUGACUAGAGGAGAAGUCAAAGAACUUCUCAAAGCAGAGAUGGGUGACAUAUUUGGGAAAUCCAGUGACAAGGCCCAACUGGACAAAAUAUUCAAUGACUUGGAUGCAAACAGCGACGGCACCGUGGACUUCCAGGAGUACAUAACCCUGGUAGCCUGCAUCACCAUGUUGUGCAAUGAGUUUUUUACCAAGAAGUGAGGAAAGAAGAGGGAGAACGUGUCCCCUAGCUAGACACACCAACAAACACACACACACACACACACACACACACACACACACACACACACAAAUGCUCGCAUGCAUCACACACAUACACACUUCAAUAGGAACACUGAAUUCAACAUUAACUUGCCCCCUUGUCAUGCUGUAAAAUGCAAACAUGUAAGAAAUAAAUAAAAAAAGCUACAA
This is a messenger RNA of Chanos chanos (milkfish), 562 nucleotides long. Its product is annotated as ictacalcin. NCBI's taxonomy places the organism in Eukaryota, Metazoa, Chordata, Actinopteri, Gonorynchiformes, Chanidae. The transcript has 3 exons. Gene Ontology annotation, cellular component: cytoplasm. The record is from RefSeq and is a predicted model, not a curated record. The coding region runs from base 74 to 352 and encodes 92 amino acids. Gene Ontology annotation, molecular function: calcium ion binding; transition metal ion binding; calcium-dependent protein binding.